Chara braunii is the source of this 3019-nucleotide messenger RNA. The record is from the annotation of a GenBank genome assembly. NCBI's taxonomy places the organism in Eukaryota, Viridiplantae, Streptophyta, Charophyceae, Charales, Characeae.
CGUACAGAAAACCUUCCUCGCCCAUGCACUGCAUGCAGCGAAGGUGAUGCACGUACGGGCCGGGCCGCAGCAGUCACCGACGCAUAAGAGACAAAGUGGGGCGAGAAAAACAAGGAAAGGACGGGCCGAGAAAAAACGGCGGGGAAUUUAGCAAGUCGAUAACGUCGGUAAUGGCAUGGCAUUGCAUGGCAUGCCAUCUCUCCGCGGGUGAAUGAACUCCUUCCGGCAGCGCCUGGUCAGUGAAACCUGCAUUCUUCGCGCAGUGGUCACUUUCGAGAGGUCACCACAACCGCGUGGCGUGACGGUUCGGAAUGGGGACGUGGAUCGAGACCAACAAGCCUCUCUUUCAAAACUUGUGAACGUCGAAUUCCGAUACAUACCUCAACACAUUAUCUCUGCAGGCUGCAGCUUCGCCGCCGAUAGGUUUCUGCUGCCUGUCUGGUGCACUCCGGCACGGGUGCUAGAGGUUGGGCACAAUGGGUUUCUGGUCAGCUGCAGCAUGUCAAUCUGCUGCUGGGACUGUUCUUAGAAUUGGCACAGUCGCAGGUCAGCACGUGGCUCUUCCACAUCUGCCGGAUAUCGAGACGCAGCUAAGUAGCAGUUGCCUUCAGGCACGGUCGGAUCUGCACCUGCCGCUGGUGGAGUUUCCCUGCAAAUGCCAGAGGAUCUCUCAGCAGCAGCGUAGCAGCUUGAAGCCUGGCUGUCAUCGUGUGGUGCAGCAUGAUGUGUCCAAACGCACAGCUGCGAGGCGGAUGUCUGCCGCAAGCGGCGAGGAGAAUCGGGUGCUGCACCCUUUCGAGCUUCGGAGAGGCCAGCUGCAGCGGCCGCACAACUUCGAUAUUGGAAGCCGGGCUGUGACGGAAGAUGGAAGCAGUUCUGCAUUGUCCUCGACCGACUCGGUGGAGGAAGCAGGAGGAGAGGAUGGUGCCGACGCCAUGCCAUCAAACCGGUUCGAUGUCAGCAGCAACUGCGUCAAUCCUGUCUUCCGGUCGUCGCCGUGGGUGGUCGAUGUGGAACGAGACGCCAAGGACGUUGCAGUUGACAAGCUGAAUGUAAUCUUUCUAUCGGAAGGGAAUGUGUGCAGGUCGGUUUACGCAGAGGCCAUCUUCCAGUCGAUGCUGAGGGAGAAGGGACUGGAGGGGGAGAUCGGGUGCACUUCCAAAGCCACGCGGGAUUACAACAUUGGGGAGAUGCCAGAUGACCGGGCGGUGGCAGUCGCGCAAGACGUGGGUUUGACAAUCAGGGAGGGAGCGGUUGCACGGAUGUUCGACCAUGCACGAGACAUCGUGCUGUACGACUUGGUAGUUGUCAUGGACAAGUUCAACGCGGCAGAUGUUCUCAAGGAGGUCUCGGUGUACGACACUAUCAACAAGGAGGGCCGCUACUCAGCACGCGUCCGAAGAUUAGGAGAGUUCUGCCACAAGCGAGAGGUCGAAGACAUAGACGACCCGCUCUAUGGGAACAUGGGGGGGCCCGAAGAGGAGGAGUUACUUAAGCAGGUGUAUCAAGACAUCUAUGACUCUUGCGAGGGCUUGCUGCAGCGGCUCCUGGAAAUCCGCGCAAGCCUUGGACCCGACGAGUCCCUCAAGCAAGGAUUUGCCCGCUCCCUGGUGCAGAUGGAGGCCCUUGAUUGGCUGGUCCCUCCAAUGCUGCAAAAGCGCAACUGAAUGAAUGGGGACUUAGAUGGAUGGAGCGAAAGCCUUGCUCCUGACAAGUCCCUCAAACAAGGCUUUGCCCACUCGCUGGGACAGAUCCUGGAGGCCCCCUUGAUUUGGUGGUCCCUUAAAUGCUGCGAAUUUCAAAGGGCAACUGAGUGGAUGGGGAUGUAGAGAUGGUUGAGUGACAAAAAACCUUGGAGUGGCUGAGUCCCUCCAGCAAAGCCUUUGCCGCUCCCUCCUGCCGAUGGUGGCCCCCUUGAUUGGCUGGUCCCAUCAAUGAUGCGAAAGGGCAACUGAAUGAACGGGGAUAUACUACCGAUAUAGAGAUGGAUGGAUGGGGAAAAAGCCAGUCCCUCAAGCAAAUUGAGGCCCUUGAUUGCCUGGUCCCUUCAAUCUGGCGGUGCUAAGGCGCAACCUAAGACUUCGCAGCUGCGGGACCAGGUGAAGAUGGAGGCCCUUGAUUGCCUGGUUCCUUCAAUCCGGCGGUGCUAAGGCGCAAGCUAACCGAUGGUGGCGUAGAGAUGGAUGGAUAGUAUAUACACCUUGGUCAAGGGGUUGAACGAACCAUUCCAAAAAGCUCAAGUGUAUGAUUACCCAGGAAACUACCGGCGGUCCGGCGAACCGAAUGGUCUCAAUUUCUCAAGCAGUUUGGCUGGCUGACCCUCUGCGAGACUGGCUCCACAGAAAACUUGAGAGAGGUUCAACACGAUUCCACGCUUCUCUGACGGAGAUCAUGGACUCGAGGUGAUGUUGUCUAAUUGGGCUCGUCAUCCGCGAGUUCAUGCCAAAACACAAUUGUGCACCGGGAACAAAGCUCCUCCAGGAGUCCUCCUGCUGCAACCGCUGCAGCUGUGCCCGUCAGACAGAAAAGCCUAAAGCCUUAGCGCAGUCAGUCAACUUGAAGUUGUGCCUCGACAACCACUGAUGAUCAUGGGGUUGAUGAUUUGAUGGCAAAUGAUCAAGCCAGCUGUAGCACGCUGCGCGCGUGCACACACACACACACACACACUUGCUGGUUUUGUUGAUUAUACACAGCCUAAUUCCUUGCCCUGCUUUAGAGCAUGGGCUGUUUGGAUGUUUACGGGUGGCCACGAGUUCUCGUUGGGGGGAAUGUAUGUUUUGUGGGCCGGUGUGGAAGGCUUUUCCAGUUUUUUCGGACGCUUAGCAGGGGGGUUCGGUGCGUUCUUGCUGGAGGAGUCUUCCGUCUUAGGUAAGUUGUCUCUUAUCUUAUUCCUCCUCUUUGGCAGUGACGCAAGUGUGUAGUUUGCGAUGAAUGUCGGGAAUGCCAAUGCUGUUAUAUUUGAUUGUUUUUGGUAAAUGAGUUUUUGGUUUUGUGGGCCGAUGCGGAAGGCUCUCCAAGU